AUGUUACAAGAUUGUAGAUUGGAGAUACUUGAUAAAUAUUAAAAUGGAAUAGAUUUUAUAGGAUUCAGCAGUAAGUUUAUGACAUAGAUAGAAUAAUACUCCAUUCAGAUUAGGAUUAUAAUAAAGUACUGUAUGAUGAUCCUAGACUAUAGGGAAUUUCGAAGUCAAUGAUUAUCAAUUGAGAAGUAAAAGGAGCAUAGGAAAUUUGAAUGAUAGAUGA
Messenger RNA from Paramecium primaurelia, 220 nucleotides. NCBI's taxonomy places the organism in Eukaryota, Ciliophora, Oligohymenophorea, Peniculida, Parameciidae. The record is from the annotation of a GenBank genome assembly.